Molecule: messenger RNA, 1771 nt
Organism: Impatiens glandulifera
Lineage: Eukaryota; Viridiplantae; Streptophyta; Magnoliopsida; Ericales; Balsaminaceae
Product: polyadenylate-binding protein RBP45-like
Exons: 7
Coding region: 177-1517 (446 amino acids)
Cellular component (GO): cytosol
Molecular function (GO): mRNA binding
Source: RefSeq, a predicted model, not a curated record
CUUCUCAAUUUCGAGAUCAGGGUCCGUGUUUCCUUUGAUCUCUUUCUUCUCGUUUUAGGGUUUUGCUUCGACUAUCCCUUUUCAAACGGAAUCAACACCUCUUCUCUGGUUCUGAAUCUAGGUUUUCUCCUACUCAGUAACCUUUUUAUCUCUUAAUUGUUCUUUUACAUCUGAUAAUGAUGCAACCAACCAACAGUGCUAAUCCCCCUCCUAUGGGUCAGAUUCCGAUGGAUCCACAACAACAGUAUCAGCAUCAAUAUCAACAGUCACAGCCUCCCCAACAAUGGAUGACGAUGCAGGCUGCACACCAGCAACCGCCGCCGCAUCAGUCGUUUCAACCUCAGCAUCCACCCAUGUGGGGUCAGCAACCGCAGCAGGGUUCGAUUCCUCCUCCCCAACAGGUUCAGCAGAUGCAGUCUCAGAUGGCGCAACAACAGCAAUAUGGGGCUGCUGUUUCCCAACAGUCCGCUACUGACGAAGUCAAGUCUCUAUGGAUUGGGGAUUUGCAGUAUUGGAUGGAUGAGAGCUACAUUUGGGGAUGUUUCAUGCACACUGGAGAGAUAACCAAUGUGAAGGUGAUUCGCAACAGGCAAACUACUCAGCCUGAAGGAUAUGGUUUCAUUGAAUUUGCCAAUCGUGCUGCAGCUGAGAAAAUAUUGCAGACAUACAAUGGAACUCAAAUGCCAAAUUCUGAGCAAUUGUUCAGACUGAAUUGGGCCUCCCUUGGUGCAGGUGAAAGGCGUGAUGACACUCCUGAUUUCACAUUAUUCGUCGGGGAUUUAGCUGCAGAUGUUAAUGAUUUUCUGUUACAAGAAACAUUCAAGACUAACUAUUCAUCAGUUAGAGGCGCAAAAGUUGUCACAGAUAGAAUGACUGGACGUUCAAAGGGCUAUGGAUUUGUCAAGUUUGCAGAUGAGAACGAACAAAGGCGAGCCAUGACUGAGAUGAAUGGAGUUCUGUGUUCUACCAGACCCAUGCGAGUUGGUGCUGCUGCCACUAAGAAACCAGCAGGUGGCCAGCAAUACCAGAGAGCUUCUUACCAGACCUCUCAAGGAAGCGAUGGGGAGACUGAUCUGAACAAUACAACCAUAUUUGUUGGUGGACUAGAUGAAAAUGUAUCAGAUGACCAUCUUAGACAAGUGUUUGGACAAUUUGGGGAGUUGGUUCAUGUUAAAAUUCCAGCAGGCAAACGUUGUGGCUUUGUGCAAUUUGCUGAAAGAGCUUGUGCAGAACAAGCCUUGUCAUUGUUGAAUGGUACUCAGAUAGGAAGUCAAAAUGUGAGACUUUCAUGGGGACGUAGUCCUUCAAAUAAGCAGCAGGCACCGUCAUCAGAUCAAAGUCAGUGGAGUGGCGGCGGUGGUGGUGGAGGUGGUGGUGCGUAUUAUGGAUAUGGUCAAGGUGGUGGUGGUGGAUAUGAAGGAUAUGGAUCGUAUGGUCAACAGCCUCAACAAGAUCCUAAUAUGUACUACGGUGGUGGUUAUCCUGGUUAUGGAAACUACCAACAACCACAACAGUGAUCAUCAAUGUGGAUGGAAAUCUAUAAUGCUAGUUGGAUUCUCAUCGAUGGAACUUAGUAAUUAUAGUUGUGUUGUUCUUUAAUUCUUGUUUGGUUUGCUAUCUAUUGAGAUUUUGGAUAAUGCGUGGCUUUUUCUUUCUCUCUCUACUUUGUCAUUUGGUAUGGUAUUUACAAGCAAUCUGAGAAUAAUGAUGAUAUAUGUAUUCUGGAGGUGUUCUCUAUUAUUAUAUAUUUAAAUAAACUUAGAUUGUGUUA